AUGCGCAUUCCCCGCCGCCUCCGCUGUCAACACCUCCUCACUCUUCCCUUCGAGAUCCGCGAGCGCAUCUGGACCUUCCUCCUCGCCUCCCCCGCCAAAGUCAGAUGCAGACGCCAGACACACAACUCAGAUGAACCGGCGGCCACCCUCGAGGAACGGGGUUCUGCCCUCUUGACAAAGAACUACAAAAUCGAUCUACCCUACGCAGGAUCCGUGCAAGCCUGCAAGCAACUCAAGCAUGAACUCACCCUUCUGAUUCGCAUGGCGGGCCGCUUCCUGCGCAUCGACGACCUCUGGCUGCACACCAGCCUGCCCGAAUUCUUCGAGAGCGACAACCACCGCCACCGCAAGCCGCACCCCAUCGUCUCCAGUCAGCAUGUCAAGACUCUCCUCGUUCGUACCAGCGAGCCAAAUACCUGCGCCGCGAACGACCUACGCGACAAGGCGGUCAUGCUCGGCUACAUGGCGCGCAUCCGGCGCGAUAGAUUGGAGAACGAGCUGAAUCUGAAGCUGGAGGGGCAUCGUGCUUGGGUCGAGGACGAGAGACUCGUGGGGCCGGGUAGGGUGCUGCUGUUCGUUGUGCAUGAGGUUAUCCUUGAGGGGUGA
This is a messenger RNA of Cyphellophora europaea CBS 101466, 606 nucleotides long. RefSeq lists its product as uncharacterized. Bases 1 to 606 code for a protein of 201 amino acids. The transcript has a single exon. NCBI's taxonomy places the organism in Eukaryota, Fungi, Ascomycota, Eurotiomycetes, Chaetothyriales, Cyphellophoraceae. The record is from RefSeq and is a predicted model, not a curated record.